AUGUCGCCAAUGGUGUCUAAGAGCUUCGGAUUUCCACAGGAGAACUUGCGGGCAAGAGCUCAGUACCAGGGACUGCGUGGCGUUGGGAACGUCACAACUUUCCUACUGACAGACAUUACCUUGACAGAUCCCACAGCGGCCGCUGCACAAAUUCUGGAGUGUGUGACGCAGCUGCAAGGCGAUCCAUGGCUAAGGUCCGUGUUGCUGAUUUCAAACUUUCUGCAACGCAGGGCUCUAAAACAACUUCGCGGUAUUGGAUGUCUGUCGGUUCAGUACUAG
Molecule: messenger RNA, 279 nt
Organism: Dibothriocephalus latus
Lineage: Eukaryota; Metazoa; Platyhelminthes; Cestoda; Diphyllobothriidea; Diphyllobothriidae
Source: the annotation of a GenBank genome assembly